Messenger RNA from Cuscuta epithymum, 2518 nucleotides. The record is from the annotation of a GenBank genome assembly. NCBI's taxonomy places the organism in Eukaryota, Viridiplantae, Streptophyta, Magnoliopsida, Solanales, Convolvulaceae.
AUAAAAAGCAAAUUAACGAACUCCCAGUAAACUAAUUCAUGAAACCCAUUCUUCCUCCCCUCCGCUCCCUCCAUGGAACCCAGACCAUUUUUCUUUCUACUUUAUUUUCGUUUGUUUCUUUUGCCCCAUAAAAUUACAAAUCAUCACCAAAUUUCAUUAAUGAAUCUGACCUCAGUUUACGACCAAACUCACAGUCCUGCUUUAGUGAGACACUUUUUAAUUAAUGCGUUUACUCAUUCGGAUUAAAAUACUGCGUUUAGAUUAGACCAACCUAAUAACUGGUUGCAAAAUUCACACUCUUUCUUCAUCUACUCCAAUCCUCACAAACAGCGGUAAGAUGUUUCUCCCGUUAGGGUUUAAACGGAUGAUCAGUUCUUCUUGUACAUGAAAGUCAAUUCAAUCUAAUAGUCUAAUAGAAUUCAAAGUCAUAUGGACACAUUUGACUCCAGUUGAUCAUGUGAGUUCUAAUCAGUGAUAAGCAAUUUCGAAUUUCAUUUUGCAGCUUAGGCAGGAGCCAUAAAUGGCGUCAUUUGGACCAAUGAAAGUGGAGAUGGAGGACCCUCUCGAGGAACAGCACGCACCUCUCUGUAAACGAUCAAGGCUAUCUGACUCAUCGUCACUGACACUUGAUCAUCAGUGGAGUGUUGGAUGUUAUCAAUUCCCAGUUCCACCCUCACAGUACAACCCACUUGAUGAGCCUAGCCCAUUGGGUUUGAAGCUGAGGAAGAGCCCAUCUUUGUUGGACUUGAUCCAGAUGAGGCUUUCAGAAAGCAAUGCUUCACCGAUCUUGCCUGUUUCAAGUAAUCAACCUUAUGAAAACAAGAAGGAAGAGUGGGGAUCCUCUACUUUGAGCGUAACUGAUAAGUUGAAGGCCUCUAAUUUUUCUGGCUCACUUCUAAAAAUAGGUUCAUGGGAGUAUGUGUCAAGAUAUGAAGGUGAUUUGGUGGCAAAGUGUUACUUCGCUAAGCAAAAGAUUGUUUGGGAAAUACUUGAUGCCGGUUUAAAGAGUAAAAUAGAGAUCCAGUGGUCUGAUAUUAUAGGCUUAAGAGCAGACUGCCCUGAUAAUAGCUUGGGCACUUUAACCGUUGCGCUAGUUCGCCAGCCCCUUUUCUUCAGGGAAACUAAUCCACAGCCCAGGAAGCACACUCUAUGGCAAGCAGCGCCAGAUUUUACUGAUGGACAAGCUAGCAUAAAUAGGCUACACGUUCUACAGUGUCCACCAGGUGUCUUGAAUAAGCAUUAUGAGAAGCUAAUAAUGUGUGAUGCACGACUUCACUUUUUGAGUCAGCAGCCUGAAAUACUAAUAGAUUCACCUUAUUUUGAGUUGCAACACUCCAUAGUUGAUGACUCUGUCAAAUUUAAAGGCCAAAGUCUAGCUCUACUUGGUGCUUCGAGAGGAUCUCCAUCCGCACGUGUUCAAUGUAUGGCAUCAUCACCAGCUCCUGGACAAUCUUCUAUAAGUUUUGAGCAAGAUCUCAUCAAUGGAGCUCCUGAACACUCUUUCAAGAAUUCUCCUUCUCCCAGCUCAGUUAUGGAUACCUGCACAAUUGAGAGGAAUGGAAUAUACAUCAAAGGAAUGAAUGUUCUUGAAGGCAGAAAUUAUUGGGAACAAUUCAAAGCGUCUGGACUUCAGCGCCCAUCAAUUUCAAUGAAUGAUCUGGUCAACCGCAUCGAAAGUUGUAUCUCGGAACAGGUCAACUCGGGUAAUAUGCAUUUCAACAAGGCAUCAGAAUGCCAGGCCGUGUUGGAAAACGUUGCAAACAUUUUGAUGAGUGAUAAUCAAUGCGCAUCAGCUUCAGAUGAAAAAUCUCUCUUGAAAAGGGUUGAUUCUCUUUACUGUCUCUUGCAGCAGGAUACUGCCAGCCUGAACAGUUCCCCUGUGGUUGAAACUGAAAAACUGCACUUUGGUGGAGGAGAAGCUUCUUCACUUGAGGAGGAGGCUAAGGUCUCUGGAGAGGACAAUGGUAGGCAAGCUCCCUCUGUGAUAACGAGGAAUGACUCUUUUUCUGACUUGCUCCAUCAACUCCCUCGCAUUGCUUCACUUCCUAAGUUUUUGUUUGACAUUGCUGAAGAUAAUGGAAUACAGCAAUUCUCUCAGAGCACAGGGCAACAAGAGUUCUUUUAGGCAGGCAGCUCAUUGCUUUCUGUUCUGCAUGUUGACGGAAGCUGCCGCCUAGUAGCUAGCCAAUGGAUUUGAGGGAAAGGGUUUGUGGCAUUCGGAAAUUCACUUUUAUGAUGAUUCCCAUUGUCUUUCCCCUUUCGCGCGCUAUUGUAGUUAUUAUUAUUAUGUAGUGUGAAGUGCUUAGACAUUAAUUUAUUUAUUAAAUUGAUUAUUUUUGAAGGGGAGUCUUGCCCCUUGUACAUUCUUGUGUUGUGGCAGGACCCUCGCCUUGUGGGGAUGCUUCAUGCACCGGGCUGCCCUUUUUCCUUUUUAAAUUGAUUAUUUUAACUUCAGAUAUAAUAAUUUUAGUCGGGCAUUCUGAAAUCUAGCAACUGCAGUAUUCUUCAAUUAAUUGAU